AUGAACUUCCUCCAUCGGCGGCAGGUCGUCCACAGGGAUCUGAAGUCUCUCAACCUGCUCCUGGCGUGCCCGAUCCGCGGAGUCGAUGAUGUUCCCGCCGUGAAGGUGUCCGACUUCGGUCUGUCCCGUGCUUUUCGCCCCGACGCGACACAGGUCAUGAUGACCAACGGGGCCGGGACCUACCACUGGAUGGCACCCGAGGUGCUGUCUGGCCAAGGCUACGACGAAAAAGUCGAUGUCUACUCGUAUGGCAUUUGCCUGUUUGAGCUCAUCACCCGGCGCAUUCCCUAUGAAGGGUCAGGCCUGGAGCCCGUCUCCAUCGCAGUGGCCGUCAGCAGGGGAAAGCGGCCGGACGUGGCGUUCAUUCCAGAGGAGGGAGGGGCAUCGGGUUUCCAUCCGGUCACAGCUGUGACAGGGGCAAUGUCUCGCGAAAGGGUGUUGCUGAUUGCGUCCCCACCCGCAAGUUGA
Messenger RNA from Symbiodinium natans, 468 nucleotides. Lineage: Eukaryota; Dinophyceae; Suessiales; Symbiodiniaceae. The record is from the annotation of a GenBank genome assembly.